ACAUCUGCACAUUUGCUUGAAUAAUGCACUAGGGCUCACGCUAAAUGUAUUGCGCUCGUUUCCUUAGCCGAAUCUUCGUUGCAACGCAACUCAAUUUCGGAACGAAUGGCUAUUCGCAGUCGCACUUGGUGUAAAUUUACCCAACCUACUGUAGCACUGUCGGCCUGUCCUCUUCCGCUUCGUAUCUAGGCCUCAAUGCUUUUUGAUUGAACGCUUCACAUAUAGAAAAUACAAAUUAGGUAUGACUUCUUGGCUGCACAUGUUACGAUAGUAAUCCGUCAAGUUCAGUACGAAAAAUGUAUCCGGGCAACCGCUCAAAAGGACCCGUUUUGGCGCUGACUUGUCAAAAGGAUUCACACCCUUUUCAGGAUCGCCACAUUGUUUUGAAUGACGUAGUCAAAGUUGGUCGAUCAGUGGCGCGCGCGAAGCCGUCAGACACGAACGCCAUUUUUGACUGCAAAGUUCUUUCUCGCAGCCACGCUUUAAUCUGGUAUAACGAGGGACGGUUUUGGUUGCGUGAUACGAACAGCAGCAACGGGACGUAUGUAAAUAACACACGAGUUGUGAAGUCGGGCGAUGAAGAAUUUGCCGACCGGGAGCUUUUUUCUGGUGAUAUUAUCCGCUUCGGUGUAGACGUGGUAGAGCAUGAGACAACACAUGGCUGCAUCAUUGCUCGCGUUACCUUGUUCCAUGCAAAUGGAGUCGAAGCUAAACAAAAUGUUGCCCCAGCUGGGGUCAGUAGCGGGGCACUGGGAAUUGAGACACUACAUGCUGAGCAAGUUUUUCGUCUUGCUCACUUUGUCGGUGAAGCACUAUUUCGCGAACAGCUUCUAGAAAGCAAACUUGAAUCAAUGAAUCGCCUGCUCCAAGAAACGCGCGAAGUUUCAGAGGCUGGGUGGCAGGCUAUGUUAAACGAGGAGAGAUUGUUGCAGAAGCUAGAGUUGUAUGAAAGUCAGCUGUCCAUGCUUAAACAGGAUCUCCCUCCCGAUUCCUUACAAUCCCAUUUGUAUCAAUUACUGGAAGAGAAGGUCAAUCUGGAAAAAGCCAGCGAAAUCAUGCUGGCCCGGCUCCUUAAUGAAAAAAGUGAGGUGCUGAGCAAGGUAACCAACCUCGAGUGCUGCUUAUCCGAUUCUGAGCGCGAGUGUGCUCGCCUUCGGCACGAUUGCGAAACUACACAAGCGGAAUAUCAGUCUGUCACUCGCCACUUUGAUGCCAAGGUACUCGAGUUGCAACAACUAGAAGAACAGCUAAAGAGCGUGCAACAGGAAAAAGAGAAUCUCCAAAGCCGGCUUCAGGAUCGAAUCAAAGAGGCGGAAGCUCUCCAACAGAGUUUGACGGCUGCCACUGUUCUUAAGAAUAGGAUCUCCAAACCGACUGACAGUACGCAUCUGGAGGACUUGAGCAACGAAAUCAAUUCCUCUGUCAAUGGUCUGGAAAAUGGACCUAUGGAAAGUGCGGAGCAGUUGGCCGAUAUGGUUGGAACGGCGGAAGAACUGCAGUCUUCUUUGAGCAAACGCACUGAUAACAUGCGCGCCGAAGUUGCAAUUGCAGAAUUAACAGAAUUGAAUCGGCUCUGCGAAAUUCAAGAAAGUCUUGCGCAUUCCGAAGCCGAUCUCGAACAAGUGCUAGACUCCACCGCAGAUGGCAUCUCGUCGCAUCUCGUAGAUGGUAUCCGGCAGCUGCAUCAGUCGUUGCAGCUUAUUGGUUCCCUUAAAGACGAACUAGUUCUCCUCUCUCAAUUGAAGUCUACUUUGUUCCGAGGACUCCAUGCGUCCAAUCCCGAUUCACACCACCACAUUCUGGAUACGACAGUGAACGAUGGAAACCAUCCCAACCGAUCGACCGAAGUCACUUCAUAUUCUGCUAAAAGUGAUCCGGAAUCGAAGGAUCAGGUCUUUUCUGCCGCGCUUUUUCGAGUGACUAAGCUGACGGCCCGUGUCGCCGAGUGUCACGCACGCGCUGAGACCAGCUUGUCGUCUUUUUGUGCUUUGUGCAAACGCAAAAGCGCAUCUGCUUGUCAUACUUCAGGCGAUGUUGGCUCGCUGCCUGAAACGCUUACCGACAAACCUGCUGUGCAGCCGGAUCCGGACGCGUGCUUGACUGCUUCGUCCUCAGCAACGACCGCACUAGUCCCUUGUAUCACCUUUCCGACGACUCCUGAGUUACCAGGUCUAGUCGACUCUGAAGUUCAGUCUUCCUUAGACGAAGGAGAGGUAUAUAAGCUUCGCGAUGAACUACAGGCAUCCCUAAACGAAGCUGAGUCGUACAAGCGAAUGGUUGGAGCGCUUCAGCAACAAGAUACCAUGAAAUCAAAACUGCUGUUAUCAGUGCGAGAGGAAUGCGACCUUCUUCGCAAACGGAUUUCCCAAGUGGAAUCAGACGUUGCUACAAGUCGCGAAGAUCACCAACGUCUAAUAGCCGAGGCGCGGCGCACUCGAUCAGAAGCAGAUGAGCUGCGUGGCGAGCGCGACGCUCUGGACAAACAGGUUUCGGCAUGUACCCAUCGGAUCGAGCAGCUACAGGCUGCACUUGAUGACGCAGUUAGGGCCAAUGUGAAUCCUUCACCAAAUAGCUGCAUCGAUCUCACUUCCUUACAUGCGAACGCUUCCUCAUUUGAACCGCAUUCAUUUCAAUCGACUUCUCUUGCGCCUGCAUCCCUCAGCAGGAUUGCCCUUGGCGAGGGCUCAUCACGGUCUUCUCAAUCCUCUGGGAACGCUUUCUCCUUGUUCGCCAUCAUUCCGUUGAUGAUCGUCUUGUGCUCAGUGAUGGUCUACAUCUUCUCCAAAUUUGCUCGAUGACUGGCGCAUCUCCGAAUCCCCCAUACGUUUGCUGAUCUACUCAUUUGCUGCCCUGGCGUUGUUUCACCAUUCUCCUGAUCUCACCACGUGUUAGUUAUUUCGCCACCAUCCAUUCGGUUCCACUUGCCAGCACAGCGACACACUCUUAUUACUUGGCUUGUUGACCGGUGGAUUGGCUGCUUUCCCCCUCCGUUUAGCAAGCUUCUUGCUUGUUCACUUUCAAUCGUUUCGACUGCAUCUGUUGCUCCUCUUCGUCGACGCCAUUUCUCUACCUCUUUUGCAUUCAUCUCUCGGGUCUUCUCAGCUCACACAGCUAUUGCCGUCGGUCGCUUACCGUUGUCCCAUUACCUAUGCAACUCUCCGUUCCUAUGCAGCAAUUUGAUUUAUUUUAUGCUGGCUAUUCCUCGGAGACGAAGCUUCAUCCCGACCGGUGGUGUCCUGCCUCUGGUUUGUCCCCCUUAUUCUUGUACAUAUGCUGAUUUGCCUAGUUUGCGUUUCCCAUGCCGCCUCAGCUACGGCUUCAAUACACAUGAUGUAAGAAAGUAGUCCUUUCAUUGACUCUCAUUUUUCACGAAUGCGGUCACUUGUGCCAAACCACCCAUACAUGCCUACUUGUAUUCAACAGUGGCCCUGGUAUUGAUGUCAAAGUGUUUCAAGAAAAUCCCCAUCUUCCAACAGCUUCUCUGGCUUCCCCAUCGUCCAAGUUCUCCGCGUGUGGUCUUCUGUACAUUGAUGGGACCCCUGAAUGUGGUGGUAACCCUAUGGAACCGAAGUGAAUCUACCGAUCCUCUCUUAUAGUAUAAUUUUGUUCGCUCACCGACCGCUCUUUUACCUGCGUUUGAACAGGCGUGUGCCUAACGCCGAACUGGCGCUAAUUCCAUCUGUAUACCGCCUUACUCUCUAGGUUCCUUGUUCCUGUCUUCACCUUUAUUCUCAGGCUGCUGAAUUAUUAUUUCUUGCUGGUUCCGUCUCCACAAACACUAUGCAGAAUACUUGUCGCCAUUGGCGUUUCUGCCCUCCAUACUAUCAAGCCUUCUCUUAUACCAGUGACCACUAUUGUAAUCAGAUGCAUUUGGGAAGGUAGUUCGGUUUGCAAUCCUCUCCUUUAUAGUAUAGCGUUGACUUCGACAUUCAAUCAUACCAUCCUUGAACUUGCGCUUUUAGCUCUGGACGUCGUUUCAGAUAAUGUGCUGGAACAGUGAUUAAGCUUGGGUUCCCGCCUUUUCAUUCUUUUUCCUUUGCAUACGGUCCAAUCGUGUCUGAUCCAACCUCAUUCAAAUCCUAAGUAUUUCUUUUUACCAUCGCCUAUAUGCGAAGUAAUUCUGUCAUUGGCCGCUGCUGUAGGGCACACUUAUCGCGGAGCGCUUUAUCUUUUAUAGCAUUAAACCGCAUCGUUCUUUCCGGACUUUAACUGCGCCGGUCCCCAUUUGUGGACCGUGUACGUUAAACCGUCUGUCAUCUGCUUAAGAGCUAAGUAUCUGUUUUUGACUCAUCAGGGUCGUGUCAUCGCUGCGAAUGCUCGCUAUAGCACAUGAUUCGAAAUAUAUGUUUCCCUUGUCAAGU
Messenger RNA from Dicrocoelium dendriticum, 4361 nucleotides. Lineage: Eukaryota; Metazoa; Platyhelminthes; Trematoda; Plagiorchiida; Dicrocoeliidae. The record is from the annotation of a GenBank genome assembly.